AUUUCAAGAACAUAUGUUUUGUCUGUCAACAAUCUCUGAACUUAAUUGACCAACUAUGGUCAACUUAAUAAACGAGGUGAAAAUCUAUGCUUCCAGCGUCUUCUUAAAAGCAGGGAUAUAUGUAGCAUUUAUUGAUUUGAUACUUCAAACAAUUUGGAUAUCUGAUGUAUAUUUCAUACUAACAGAUCUAUAUUACAUUCAGCAUUAUAAUAACACAGUGACAAUGUUCUUUCCAAAGAGUUUUUAUGGGAAUCCAAAUUUGGGCCAAUUUUAUAUACUGUUUGGUUCAGCUAUGUUGAUGCACAUGCUGAGCGUGUCAGCCCUUCUUGCUGUUCUUCAUGUGGCUGCAUACCUUCUCAACAAUCAGUCUUUCAUCAAAAUUUGGAUGAACUCCAAGCCGAUAUUUUUAAGUCUGUCCUUAAUACCUUUUAUCAUAAUGUGCCUCGGUGAGAGAAAACUGUUCACACUUUUACAUGCCAUAUUCUAUUUGUGCUACUCAACAUUGGUGAUAUGUUGGAUUCUAAAAACCCGUUACUGUUUUCAAGAUAAAAAGAAACCGACUCAUCUGUGGGGCUGAUUUAUUAACAAAAAAAACAUAAAUAUACAGCUGCUUAUUUUGAGUUC
Cimex lectularius (bed bug) is the source of this 624-nucleotide messenger RNA. RefSeq lists its product as uncharacterized. Bases 56 to 577 code for a protein of 173 amino acids. The transcript has 5 exons. NCBI's taxonomy places the organism in Eukaryota, Metazoa, Arthropoda, Insecta, Hemiptera, Cimicidae. The record is from RefSeq and is a predicted model, not a curated record.